UUUCUACGAAGUACAAUGCGAAAUACUAUUAUCGAAGAACUAUUCGAUCAGAGACAUGAAAAUGUAACUUCCGAACAAGACAUUCCCAUUUCUGAAUGGCCUCGAUUUCCAUCGUUUGAUGAGCUGGCACUUGAAGAACAAGACCUUCCUUCUGAAGAGGAGUUGUUGAUACAGAAAAUAAGAAGACACAUGGUUUACAACCUAUGUGGGUACUUAUUGUACUCUAGGAAGUAUUUACUGAAAUGUGAAGAUUGCCUAAAUACCCUCGAAACGUCUUUGGAAUUGCUGCCCCCUGAUUUUUAUGAAGCAAUUGCAACAAACAGAAAGGAUCGUGGUGGUCUAAAGUAUUGCAUCAAAAAAAUGUUCGACUUGUUCAUAAUUGUUGAAGAAGCUUAUCGGGCAGAGGUUGAAUUAGGGAAAUUGAACAUCCUGGACUGGUUUGAAAGAUCGAUGGAAACUCUGGGUGUGCUGGUGAAGGAAAAUAAAUUCAAUCCCACCAUUUGCUGCAACACACACCGGAAGGAACUUGUCGGAAAAUUAGUUUUGGAGUAUUUAAUCAUCAGAAAUUACUUGGAAACUAAAAAGUGGUUAAAGAAUUCAGUCAACAAUCAAAGUCAAAAUCACUGCGUAAACAAGCUAAAGUGAUCUCUUAGUCUCUUUUUCUUUGUUUCAUUUUACCGUACUGCCGUUCUUAGUUUCUUACUGACUAAUGUACAGAUGAAGAAACAAUUCAAGCAAUAAAACGCGUUCAAAAUGUGUUAAAACCUAGUUGUUUGAUUAUUUAAUUACCGAUAUAUCGUCGUUGUAGUUUUCACACAAUAAAAACAAACAGAAACUGAGUAAAUGACGGCUGGCUAAGAUGGUUCUUCUGCUUGA
Messenger RNA from Daphnia pulicaria, 876 nucleotides. RefSeq lists its product as uncharacterized. The coding region runs from base 16 to 645 and encodes 209 amino acids. The transcript has 2 exons. The record is from RefSeq and is a predicted model, not a curated record. Lineage: Eukaryota; Metazoa; Arthropoda; Branchiopoda; Diplostraca; Daphniidae.